AUGGUGCAGGACGUUCGGAUCAUCGUGCUCUUCGAGGGCCGCGAGUACUCGCUCGAGGUGGACCCGGCCGAGUCGGCCGAGACCCUGGCCUUCCAGCUCUAUUCGCUGUGCGACAUUGCCGACGACGACCAAGUCCUCCUGACGUACGACGGGCAGCUCGUGUCGCCCGAGGACGGCGUGGCCAAGAUCAUCCAGUCGAUGCCACUUCUCUUCUUGUUUCGGCGCAGCGCGGCGAGCGGUAGCUUUGACCCAACGCGCGAUACCGACUGGCGAGAGACGUGUUCGCGGGUCGUGGCCGCAACGACGCCGCUCGUGCAGCUAGCGUACACGCGACAGGAUGGCACCGUGCUCUGCAGCGCGUGUGCAACCACGUGCUCGCCUCCCGACCACCUCGUGACGCCGAUUCUCAAUGACGUGGCAACACGAAACGUCGUUCGCGGGUCCUUUGUCACGGAGCUGGCGGUGGUCAUCGGGGCCAUCGAUGUCUUGCCGCCGACGGGCUUUACAAAGCUGCCCAUGGACCUCCACCACGGGAUGCCAGGUCCUUUUGCCUUUCUCUGCGUCCGCAAAGGCGGCAAGCAAGCGCCGAUCGCGCACAUCCAGGUCGUGCCGGGUCGUACACUGCCACCCGGGUACACAUCGUUGUAUGUGACGGCGACGACGUCGAUCUGCUACCGCCGGGCGCCGCCAUCCCUCUUCCGGUCGCUUGCCGGUUUCGGCGUCCGUGACGUUGCUAUCGGCACGGACCACGCGUCGUCCAUGGUCCCUUGCCGCACGGCGCUCACCUCGUCGGGCGACUGGACGCUCGCAUACGAUCUCGCGCCGUUCGCCGGAACGAUCUGCGGAUCGCACGGUGAAUGCUUGUUUCAAGAGCGUAUUGUCACCGGCCCCGCAGUGUCGUUCACGACUCUCUCGGGCGCCCAAGUUGAAGCAUGUGCCGCGCUGGAGGCCACGCUUCGAACCCAGUGGGCCGCCGCUCAAGCGACUUCGUUUACGGCGUCCGAGGCGUCGCUCCGCAGCACGCUCGAGCACCAGAGCCAGCGCGUGCACGUUUACGAGCGCAAGGACAAGCAGGCCCGCGCACUGGCGGUCGUUCCGGUCGCGACGCUUCAAGCCCGGGCGCGGGCCAACACCAACAGCGUGCACAAGCGUUUUGAAGACGAAGUGCUGCACCAGCUCAUCCACUGGUUCAAGCACGAAUUCUUUUCCUGGAUGAACCAGCCGCCGUGCCAGGUGUGCGGCGAGGCGCCGACGCAGCUCGUACGCACGGACGGCCCGACGACACCGGAAGAGAUCGCGGGCGAAGCGAGUCGCGUCGAAGUGUAUCAGUGCGCUAGCUGCCGCAACCUCACGCGCUUUCCGCGGUACAACGACCCGGUCAAGCUUUUGGAGACACGCACGGGCCGCUGCGGCGAGUGGGCCAACUGCUUUACGCUCUGCUGCCGCGCGAUGGGCUAUGAAGCGCGCUACGUCCUUGACUUUACCGACCACGUGUGGACCGAAGUGUACAGCUCUGAAUACGGCCGCUGGCUGCACUGCGACCCGUGCGAAGACCAGCUCGACUGCCCGCUGACGUACGAAGUCGGCUGGGGCAAAGAGCUUCACUACAUCUUUGCCUUCUCCGUCGACGAAGUUGUCGACGUCAUCCGGCGGUACACGGCGACGUACGAAGGCGGCGUUUUGGACCGGCGCACGCGCGCCCGCGAAGAUUGGCUUGCGGCAGCGAUCGCAGCCAUCAACCAGCGAGUGCAAGCGGCGCUGCCAAGUGCCCGGCGCGAGACGCUGCGGCUCCGCGCGGUGCACGAAGAGGCCGAGCUUGGCGCUGCCAAGCACGCCAAGGCGAGUGAGACCGAAGGGCGUGUGUCGGGCUCGAAAGAGUGGAAAGACUCGCGCCAGGAGAGUGGUGGCAAGACCGAUGAUGCAGCAUCGACGACGACGACGUCAAUGACCGAGUUGACGCCCAACGAUGUGCCACCUUCUCUGUGGCAAUCGCUGCUCGUGCAACUCGUGCAAGGGUGUGUCAAAGCAUGUUGCACCAACCCCUUUUGUCUCCACACGGCCAAGAAGACACCAGGCUUUGAUCUGUCGAGUCAUGUCGCGUCGUCGCUCCAGCGCAUUCCAUCGCUGCAAGCUACCGUCACGUCGCGUCGCGCGUUCGACCAGCUCGUUUGCCCGUCCACUGACGCGAAUAUUCGGAGCCAGCUCUGGGCGGCGUCGCCCAUCGGGUACUGGCCGCUGCAAGACGACGACACGCACGUAGCGGUCGAUGUUUCGGGCCACGAUGCGCAUCUCACGCAUACCUGCCGUGCGGUGAGCAAGCCGAUGGCAACCAAAGUUGACAAGACGACCACCGGCUACCAAUUGCUGCCGCACGAUAUGUUGCGACUGACGGCAGACGUCUCGGCUCAGCCCUGGAGCGUCGUCUUCCUCGUUCAGUGGCACGCGUACGCCAACACGCCGACCGAGUUUGUGCAUCUUCCAGAGCUCGAGUUGCGCCUUGGCCUCACGGGUGACCACCGGCUUGCGCUCACCACGGGAUCGCAGACGACGUCGAGCGCGUUGCCGUUGUCCAUGGACACGACGUACCAUGUGGCACUCGUCCACGACUCUGCGCGCGUCAUCCGUGUCUUUUUGAAUGCGACCGAAAUCGUCUCGCAGGCCGCGACGCCCAGCCCGAGGUCGAUCUCGCUCCUCUUUGGGACGCAGGCGCUGGCGCUGGUGCCGAUUCUGAGCCAUCUCGCGCUGCUCUCGACCGCGCUGGACCCGUCCACGCUCGAGGGCUUGGCGCGGCUAUCGCUGCCCGGCGCCAAGCUGACCGUGGCGGGUGUCAAAGGUGAUACCACCGACAUCCAACACCACGUGUGCACGCUCGAUGCGGCGCAGAUGGACUCGGACUUCGCGCUCUCGUCACUGCACCUGUGGUCGGGUACUUUUUUUGAUGGCCUCCAGUGCGCGUACACGUCAACGAGCGAGACGGUCGAUGGGCCCCAACACGUUGUUGCUGCAGUCAAGGACAAGACGCCAUCCCAUUCGCUGGCGCUUCUCCCCGGCGAAGUCAUCGUGCACGUCUCGGGGCGCCGCGGCGCGUGGACGGACGCGCUGAGCGUCACCACCAACUUUGGUCGCUCGCUCACUGGCGGCGGCAGCGGCGGCAAUCCAUUCGAGAUGGACAUUGCCCCGGGGCACGCCGUCCGCGCGUUUUGCUUUCAUCUCGACGACCAUGUGUAUGGUCCCGUGGUCUUUACAGCGCCGGCGCCCCGCGGUCCAGCGUUUCAAGCGCUCGCGGCGAUCCGGGCCACCGUGAAGGCGGGAACGCUGCUUACGGUGAUCGCGGCAGUGCGCCUGUACCUCGGCAACCUCGUCGCGACGCCCAACGAGCCGAAAGUCCGCAAAAUCAAGAGCUCGAACGCGUAUUUUGCCAAGAAUGUGGCGCUCCUCGACGACGCGACGGUGCAUACCAUCUUCACGGGCGCCAGUUUCGAGGCCGUGACCGAGGGUGGCGACGUGUUCUGGGUCUUCCAAGGCAACCUCCACGCUGCCCACGCCGCCUUGUACGACCUGACGACGUUUGCAGCACUGGUCACCGACGACUAA
This is a messenger RNA of Saprolegnia parasitica CBS 223.65, 3594 nucleotides long. RefSeq lists its product as hypothetical. The coding region runs from base 1 to 3594 and encodes 1197 amino acids. The record is from RefSeq and is a predicted model, not a curated record. The transcript has 17 exons. Gene Ontology annotation, molecular function: peptide-N4-(N-acetyl-beta-glucosaminyl)asparagine amidase activity. NCBI's taxonomy places the organism in Eukaryota, Oomycota, Saprolegniomycetes, Saprolegniales, Saprolegniaceae. Gene Ontology annotation, cellular component: nucleus; cytosol. Gene Ontology annotation, biological process: protein quality control for misfolded or incompletely synthesized proteins; glycoprotein catabolic process; protein deglycosylation.